AUGCGGAGAGCUCCAGCCACGCCCCUCGCCAACCCGGCAAUUGAAGACACGCCGAUGUUGUCAGCAUUCACCGCGCGGCCUCUGGUCGAGCUCAAGCCGCGCGACAAGUCCCGCAUAGACUCUGUCCUCGCUUAUGGAGAUCGCCUCCUCGCCGGCCUCAACAAUGGCAACCUCCGCAUCUACCGCGUCGACGAAGGCCGCACCGAGCUCCUCCGCGAACUAGAGCGCUUUUCCCGCUACAAAAUCGAGCAGCUGGCUCUGGUCAAGGAAGCGAAUGUGCUGGUUUCUCUGGCCGGUGGCUAUGUCUCCCUCCACGAUGGCCAGUCCUACGACCUUGUGGAACAGCUCUCUCAAACGAAAGGCGCCUCCACUUUCGCCAUUACCUCCAAUGUCGUGAACGAUCCCGAUACCAAUGUUCCGGCUAUAGUCUCUCGACUGGCGGUUGCGGUUAAAAGGAAAAUAUUCAUGUGGGCGUGGCGUGACAUGGAGCUCGAGCGAGAUACUGUGGAACUGAGUCUUGUUAGCGGUGUCAAAACUUUGACUUGGGUUGCGGCUACAAGGCUGGUUGUCGGUUUGAACUCGAGCUUUGUCAUGGUCAACGUGGAGAAUGGGCAGGUCACAGAUCUAGCGGGCCCCGGGAGCAUUGAGGAGUCUGGUCGCUUUACUGGAGUCGGUGCUGCGAGCAUGAGCUAUAUUGGUAUGGGUGGAAUGGUACCCCGACCACUUGCUACUAGGUUGCGAGAAGGUCAGAUCCUCCUGGCAAAAGACAUCAACACAAAUUUCAUUGAUGUUGAUGGUCAACCGCUGGGAAGGAAACAGGUCCCUUGGAGCCAUGCACCUGUUGAAUUGGGAUACUCCUAUCCUUUCUUGUUAGCAUUGCAUGACUCUGCUAAGGGAGUCUUGGAAGUCCGGAAUCCGGAGACUUUGUCUUUGCUACAGUCCAUUCCACUCCCGUCAGCGAGCAUCUUGCAUAUCCCCCAGCCUAAUAUCAGCCUCGCGCACGCUGGAAAGGGGUUCCUGGUAGCGAGCGAUCGCAUCAUAUGGCGUAUGGAGGCUUUGAGCUACGAUACGCAGAUCGAUGCGCUUGUGGACAAGGGCUAUCUGGACGAGGCUAUCAGCUUACUUGGUAUGCUGGAGGAUGCACUUCUGCGUGACAAAGCCGGUAGGCUGCGCUCGACGAAAUUGGAAAAGGCCCAGAGUUUGUUUGCUUUGAACAAGUACCGUGACUCUUUGGAUCUAUUCACCGAAGUGUCCGCUCCCCCGGAAAGUGUGAUUCGCUUGUUCCCGCGAUUGAUCGCCGGCGACCUCUCGACUGUCCCGGAGCCUGAGGUGCCGAACGGAAAAGCGAAUGGUGAUCAAAGUGACGGGUCGUCCGAUGACGCUGCUCCUGGUCAAACAUCCACCAAUGCACCCUCCGUCAUAUCGUCUUUGCGGAAGCCUGACGAAGGUAGUGAGUCCAGUAGCAUCCGAGGUGACGAGAAGGGCCUCCGAAUUGCAGUCCGUGAGCUACAGGGAUACCUGGCGGAUGUACGUCGACGCUUCCAGCGCUUCCUCAACCCCGAUGGCUCUCUCAAAGCAGCUGCACCUACUGAGGCCAAAGACGAAGCCAGCGAUUCCGUCCUCAAAUUGCUGGAUUUCCCAUCUACCGAUGACUUUCCCACGCAGAUCCGUGCGAAGGCUCGACUAGUCGACACUACUCUUUUCCGCGCCCAUAUGUUUGCUACUCCUUCCCUUGCGGGGUCACUCUUCCGUAUUGCCAAUUUCUGUGAUCCAGAAGUUGUGAUGGAAAGACUAGAGGAAACAGGCAGAUAUAAUGAUCUCAUUGAUUUCUUAUACGGCAAAAAGCUGCAUCGCCAAGCCCUGGAACUCCUUAAACGCUUUGGUCAAACUGAUAAUGGUCCUCUGAGCGGUCCCACGCGCACCAUUGCCUAUCUCCAGAACCUGCCGCCAGAUCAAAUUGACCUGGUUAUUGAGUUUGGCGAAUGGCCCCUGCGUGCCAAUCACGAACUGGGGCUGGAAAUCUUCCUUACUGAUACAGAGAACGCGGAGACGCUGCCUCGUCCCAGAGUCCUUGCAUUCCUUGAAAAGAUCGAUGCGACACUUGCUAUUCGAUAUCUCGAACAUGUCAUCAAUGAAUGGAAUGAUUUAACGCCGGACAUACAUCAGCGAUUGCUAGUCCUAUAUCUGGACCAGCUUGUUUCGAGCGAGGGUGGAGACUGGAAAGACAAGUUCCUCACCAUGUUGAAGGAAAGUGAGCAAUACUCACCAGCCAAAAUGUUGGACCGGCUCGAUCGGGAGGAUCCCAACUUCUACGAAGCCCGAGCAAUCCUGUUCAGCAAAAUGGGUCAACAUCGACAGGCGCUCGAGAUUUACGUCUUCAAACUAGAGAAUCAUGAGAAAGCUGAAGAAUACUGCAAUCACGUCCACCUGACCGAAAAACGAGAAGAAGAAAACACAAUCUAUCUCACCCUCCUCUCUCUCUACCUCUCCCCGCCACACGGAUACACCCCCCAGAAUGACCCCGCAAUCGAUCUCCUUGCCAAACAUGGCUCCCGACUCCCCGCUGAUGCAGCUCUUAAAUUGAUCCCAGACAAACAAGCCGUGCAGAAACUCGAGUUCUACUUCAAGGGUCGCAUGCGUGCCGCGAACUCCGUGUUCAACGAAGCGCGCAUUGUCGCAAACCUCCGCAAGGCACGAGACGCGCAGAUCCACGCUCAACUGGCGCUUGGGGAUGGCAUCAAGGGUGGUGGGACACGCGCGAGACAUGUCACUGUGACUGAAGAGAGAAUAUGUGGAGUGUGUCACAAACGACUCGGUGGCAGUGUGAUCAACGUUUUCCCAGAGUAUGUUUGCCCCGCGUCUGUCUUUGCUUUUGCUAACUUUCUAGCAACACGGUUGUCCAUUUAG
Messenger RNA from Penicillium brevicompactum, 2907 nucleotides. RefSeq names its product putative vacuolar morphogenesis protein AvaB. Gene Ontology annotation, cellular component: cytoplasm; fungal-type vacuole membrane. The transcript is spliced from 3 exons. The coding region runs from base 1 to 2907 and encodes 968 amino acids. NCBI's taxonomy places the organism in Eukaryota, Fungi, Ascomycota, Eurotiomycetes, Eurotiales, Aspergillaceae. Gene Ontology annotation, biological process: vesicle-mediated transport; intracellular protein transport; autophagy. The record is from RefSeq and is a predicted model, not a curated record.